UGACAGUUUAUCUCAUGUUCGGACUGAACCGCUGUCUCGGUGGGCGGGGAGCGUAAAAGAAGGCCCUGCGGACAAUUUACAAAUAAUCAUUCUGAACUAGUGGUCAUGUUUGCGUGCUAUAACAAUAUGAUUAUCUAAUCUCCCAAUCGCUUUCGCUCCACAGAAACCCAGAGCAUGGCAAAGCACAAUGCUGAAGUGUUUGUGCUCGUGGGCCUGUUUGCGAACGUGGCCGCACUGUCGAUCGACAAGUCCGACGGCGGCUACAAAGACGUGCUGGUCUCCAUCCACGAUGACGUCCAGCCAGACGAGACUAUCGUGGAUAACCUCAAGGUUCUGCUCCGGGCUUCGUCGGCUUUCCUCCACCGUGCCACAUAUGGCCGAGUGUAUUUCAGGCACGCGAUCAUCGACUUCCCGGUGACGUGGCCUAAAAGAAGCGUCGCCCGGGGCGUGUCGUCAGCGUUUUUCACUUGGAGCGACGUUCGUGUCGAGAAUCCCACACUAAUUGAUGACGUGCCUGUCUUCGCGGAGACAUCGAGGCGCUGCGGUCAGCGGGGAAAAUUCAUCCAGCUGUCGUCCAGCUUUCUCGCAGGCCUCAACUCGUCAACUACCGAGACUUACGAGAGCGCAGCGUAUGCCUUCGUUCACGCAUGGGCGAAAUUCAGGUACGGUGUGUUCGAAGAGUAUGGCAGCAUCUAUGACGACAACAAUCCUUUUACCUACUGCACGCCUGACGGAAAGGUCACCUUGAACUCGUGCUCAAGCAAAAUUUUAUUUAGUGUUAAAGGAGAAUGCGAGAUCCGGGAAAACUGCCAGUUUACAGAGAACUGCCAAGUGGUGAUCUUCCAAGGAACUGACAACCCGGUCGAUUCGUCCAUUAUGUUUAUGCCUUACCUCCAUAAUGCAAGUAUUUCUGUAAUAUGGGCCUCUUCUCGUACGCAUGUCGUUCAUAUCUACCACAGAUUCAUUAUGCAUUUGAGUGCCUGCAGAGAAUGCGCCUUUGUGGAAGAAGUUAUUUAAGCUUAUUUUGUGAGAUCAGAAUUUUUGUUUGCUCUGCUGAGUUCUUCUUUUGCUACCAGUGGAUCGCGCGGUGAAAUGGUCCCCUCACAAUUAUGCUUCUUUUACCUUAGCAGUUGAACGAGUCUCAGAAUAUUGAAGUAACAUUACGAAGAAAAAGGCUAUUUGCCUGAAAUACAAACAAAUUCGUUCCCACUCAGUACAU
Dermacentor andersoni is the source of this 1219-nucleotide messenger RNA. Its product is annotated as calcium-activated chloride channel regulator 2-like. The record is from RefSeq and is a predicted model, not a curated record. Lineage: Eukaryota; Metazoa; Arthropoda; Arachnida; Ixodida; Ixodidae.